CGCCUGCGCCCUGGUUACUGUACGGCAUUGACCGGAAGUUGCGGCAAGUAGCGACAGUCAGUGCAGUUGCCGUGGAGCGGCGGCUGUGACCGACCAUGUUACCCCUCUCCAUAAAGGACGAUGAGUACAAGCCGCCUCGACUCAACCUGCUGCGUAAGGUCUCGGGUUGGUUUAGGUCUAUCCUGUCGGACUCCACGUCCCGGAACCUCUUCUUCUUUCUGAUGCUCAAUCUCUCCUUCGCUUUCGUCGAGCUGCUGUAUGGGAUCUGGAGCAACAGUUUAGGUCUCAUUUCAGAUUCAUUCCAUAUGUUCUUUGACUGUACUGCCCUUCUGGCUGGAUUGGCAGCAUCUGUGAUCUCCAGGUGGCGGUCGAAUGAUACAUUUUCCUAUGGAUAUGUGCGAGCAGAAGUUUUGGCUGGAUUUGUGAAUGGAUUAUUUCUGAUCUUCACAGCCUUUUUCAUUUUCUCAGAAGGAAUAGAGAGAGCUCUAGAACCUCCUGAAGUGCACCACGACCGGCUGCUAUCUAUAUCUGUGCUUGGGUUUCUGGUGAAUUUGGUUGGCAUUUUUGUAUUUAAACAUGGUGGACACGGACAUUCUCACGACGGUGGUAAGUGA
Rhincodon typus (whale shark) is the source of this 614-nucleotide messenger RNA. It is a transcript of the gene slc30a7, whose product is annotated as solute carrier family 30 member 7. The record is from RefSeq and is a predicted model, not a curated record. The transcript has 5 exons. Lineage: Eukaryota; Metazoa; Chordata; Chondrichthyes; Orectolobiformes; Rhincodontidae. The coding region runs from base 96 to 614 and encodes 172 amino acids. Gene Ontology annotation, cellular component: Golgi apparatus; membrane. Gene Ontology annotation, molecular function: zinc ion transmembrane transporter activity. Gene Ontology annotation, biological process: zinc ion transport; transmembrane transport; intracellular zinc ion homeostasis.